Penicillium angulare is the source of this 1212-nucleotide messenger RNA. Its product is annotated as Aspartate. NCBI's taxonomy places the organism in Eukaryota, Fungi, Ascomycota, Eurotiomycetes, Eurotiales, Aspergillaceae. The record is from RefSeq and is a predicted model, not a curated record. Gene Ontology annotation, cellular component: cytosol. The transcript has 5 exons. The coding region runs from base 1 to 1212 and encodes 403 amino acids. Gene Ontology annotation, biological process: L-aspartate biosynthetic process. Gene Ontology annotation, molecular function: pyridoxal phosphate binding; L-aspartate:2-oxoglutarate transaminase activity.
AUGACUACUACUGCCGGUUCUUCCCAAUUCUCGAAUCUUGAGGACAUUUCUCUUGAUCCGCAUUAUGCCCUCAAAGAGGCUUUUGCUGUUGAUACCAAUUCCGACAAGGUAAUCCUUGGCUCGGGCAUAUACCGAGAUGGAAACUCAAAACCAUGGGUGCUGCCUUCAAUCGAAGCAACCUCCGCUCGUUAUGAGUACCUCCCCAUCUCUGGAUAUGAGGCAUUCAUUAAGAAAGCUCGAGACUUGCUAUUUGGCUCUGUUGGUCCUAGGGCAGAUUAUUUUGCAUCCCUGCAAACAAUAUCGGGGACAGGAGCUAACUCUCUUGGGGCACGAUUUUUAUCCAACUCCUUAAAGCCAUCGGCCGUGUGGUUAUCCAACCCGAGCUGGGUAAACCACGCCAAUAUAUGGGGUCUUGCAGGUGUCAAUGUCAAAUACUACCCCUACUGGGAUGCUGAAAGACAGGCAUUGGACUUCGAAAGUUUGGUCCAAAAGCUGGAGACAGAAGCCGUUCCAGGAGAUGUGAUCGUAUUGCAUACUUGUGCUCAUAAUCCGACUGGAGUUGACCCGACUAAAGAGCAAUGGACAAGGAUCGCAGACAUCUGCGAAAACCUUGGUUUGUUUCCGUUCUUUGACAGUGCAUACCAAGGGUUUGCUAGCGGAGAUCUUGACGAGGAUGCUUGGGCAUUACGGCAUUUUGUGUCCCGGGGAACCUUAGAGCUAGCGGCAGCCCAGUCAUUCUCAAAGAACAUGGGCCUUUACGGCGAGCGUGUUGGUGCCUUGCACCUCCUGGCAAGAUCCCCCGAAGCAGCUGCGAAGGCUAAGGGAAAUCUUUCUCGCCUUCAGCGAGGGCAAAUCUCACAGCCACCCAGACGAGGUGCACAUCUGGCUACAGCUAUUUUGGCUGAUCAAGUUUUGUUCCAGAAAUGGCUCAACGACCUGCACGAAAUGAGCUCACGAAUCAGAAGUAUGCGGCAAGCGCUGUAUGAAGAAUUAGUUUCUUUGGGAACACCUGGAAAAUGGGAACACAUAGUAUCACAGAUCGGAAUGUUUUCUUAUACCGGCCUGACCCCUCCACAGGUGGGAGCUAUCCAAUCAGAGAGUCAUGUCUAUAUCCUGAAGUCUGGAAGAAUAUCGGUGGCUGGCAUUAAUUUAGCAAACGUCAAGCAUGUAGCAAGUGGGAUAGAUAAAGCAGUUAGAAAAUACCCCGCAUGA